Messenger RNA from Procambarus clarkii (red swamp crayfish), 8138 nucleotides. RefSeq names its product microtubule-associated protein futsch. The record is from RefSeq and is a predicted model, not a curated record. NCBI's taxonomy places the organism in Eukaryota, Metazoa, Arthropoda, Malacostraca, Decapoda, Cambaridae.
GGGCCAGAAAUACCCGGGGCGGGUGCCACACGAGGCCCGCCCCGGGUACAGUAGGUGGGCUCCGUGCCAGUGUGGGCAGCGCCGUCGGGAACAUACCGUCUCUCCACACACACACACACACCUGCGCCUCCUUCAGGAUACCCUCAGGACGCACCCACCGUCCCCUCUCAUGCCACGGGGAGAUCCUAGAGCCCGCUCCUGGCUCGCUCUCAACUCGCCGACCUCCUGGUUUACCAGGACAGCCUCGAGACUCUGAAGCGAGACACGGCUGAAGCUUGGCAACUAAGGGACCACUUUCAGGUCGCGCCCCGCCGGACCUGACUCCUUCAGCAGGUAUCCACAGGUUCCUGCUGCUCCCUGGAGGAAAUUACUGAAGACUGAAGGUGGUGGUGAAGACUGUAAUGGUGUUGGAGACAAGAAUGGCGGUGUUGGUGGUGGUGGAGUAAAGUGUUGGUGAGAAACUGUGGUGUCGAGGAAUAACACACCGCUCUGUGGGGUAUAGUGUGGGCGUGCGGGCGUGUGAGCGUGUGAGCGUGCGGGCAGGCUAGCCAGCCAGCCAACUUCAACCACUAUCGACGUCCCAGGAAUGUAAAGUGAAGUUAUGUCCUCCUUUUGGAGCAACGUGAAGGGCCGGGCGACGGGGGACAAGCCGCCCUCCGGCAAGUGUCGCUCGGGUCGAGGCAAGGAGAACGAACCCCGAGGUCGACCUGUCACUCGAGAGACUACCGAAGACGACCCUCGAGAUGAGGAGGACCUCGACGAUAAGGCCGAGGUGGAGGAGGGGGCGGGAGAGGGGUGUCUCAAUGUCUCCCGUCUUGCUGGACAGGUGUGGGGUCGUGGUGGUGCAGGUGUGAUGAGGGUGGGACUGCUGCCCGCCUUCACCCGAUCUGGACGAACUGGAUCCCUACCCCACCACGCCCGCAGGUCGUCGUCAGAGGUGGUGCCGCACGCGCCAACACCUCCCCCUACACCCACUUUAGAGGACCGCCCGCCUAUCCCAGACUCCCCCAAGCCCAAAGUGAAGGGCUUGACCAAGAAACGGGCCGCCUCAGCCUCCCCUUCAAGAGACAAGAGGCGAUCCUUCCGUGGGAUAUCUCGGGACCGCUUCCCGCACCUGCCUCCCAUGCCACACCUACCUCCUAUGCCACACCUGCCACCCAUGCCACACCUGCCUCCCAUGCCACACCUACCUCCCAUGCCACACCUGCCCCCCAUGCCUAAGGCCCCAUCGCUGCCACCACAAUUACGGAAGUUUGUGAGCCGUAAGGGUGGGAAGGAGAGGCCGGGGCAGGAGAGCCCCAACAAGCCCAAUCGUCGUCAGGGCCCCGUGGGGCGCACCUGGGUCAAGGUCUACGACGACAUCACCUUCAUGGACGACGACAAGAGCGACGGUCUGUACCCCGUGCUGGCCUACACCGGCAGACCCAAGACCGUGCCCGAUGCCGCGCCCCUCCCCACGCCCCCCACGCCACCCCCACCAAGGGCGCGCCACAAGGACGCCUCCAUUGACAGCGAAUACGACAACGUCCCGAAACCCGACCAGCAGGAGCUCGAACCUGCUGACGACUUCCCGGAGGACCUGGUGGGCACGAAGCCCACCGACGAGUCAGGUCCUGUGGCCGAGGACGACCCACACGACGCACAAGCCGGUCAGGGCCGCGGCAGAGACAGGUUCAGGGGCAGACGCCAGAAGCGGACGGGGACGCCGGUGACCGUGGGACGCGGUCAGUACGACGCAGAGGCUGUCGACGACGGGAUGGACGCCGAGCGGAUGGCAGCCUUAGAGAGUGAGAUUAUGGUGAUGACAGAAGAGGAAGACUACAUCAUCCCGCAGGCUCUACAGCCCCCUCGCCCCCCUAGAGGCUACAAGGUCUACGACAACCUGGAACUGACGCCCACUGACAGCCGCGACCAGCAACAGCAGCAGGAGCAACAGCAGCAGCAGCAGCAGCAGCAGGAGGACACAGAAGUAGUAGAGGAACCCAUCAAGCCGCGCAGAGGAGUCAAGCUCUACGAAGAGAUAAUCAUAAAACGACAACAGUUCCUCCCUGCUGAGGAGGAGCAGAGCUCAGCAGACGAGGAGCAGCAGGAAAGUGAGCAGGUGCGCAGUGCAGAACAGGAACCACCAUUCGAGACAGUAGCUGUGGCGGAGAAGACAAGUGGAGAGAUACCGCUGGAAAGGGAGACAGACGAGGCAGGGCAGGAGCAGGAGGCAGGGCAGGAGUCAGGGCAGGAGCAAGAGGCAGGGCAAGAGGCAGGUCAGGGGCAGGAGGCAGGUGAGGCAGGGCAAGUGAAGCCUGAAGCCACAACCGAGGAACCUAACCGCCCUAAGCGAGGCGUGAAGGUCUACGAGACAUUAGAGGUCCGACGCACGGUGCCUACCGAGUACAGGUUCGAGACCACGAUGGAGGAGAGUGUCUCCGAGGUGUACGACCAGCAGGAGGCCGCUCGGGAGAGUCGUCCUCCAGGCCCCGAGGCGGAGGGGUUGCCACCCCGGCCUUCACGAGGCCACAAGGUCUACGCCGCGGUGGUCAUAGAGCGUCACCCCGAGAGCGGUCAGGCGCUGGUCUCCGACGUCUCCCUCCUCCUCCACGACCAGACACGUGGAGAGGCACGCGUUAAUGGCAGCCUUGCGCCAGCUGUGGAGGACACACCUGCAGGAGACACCGCAGCAGCUGUGGAGGACAUACCUGCAAGUGUGAAGGACACGCCUGCAGGAGACACCGCAGCAGCUGUGGAGGACAUACCUGCAGGAGACACCGCAGCAGGUGUGGAGGACACACCUGGAAGAGGUACAGCAGCAGGUGUGGUGGAUACACCUGCAGGAUACACCUCCACACUAGCAGCUGGUGUGGAAGACACACCUGCAGCAAGCACAGCAGCAGGUGUGGUGGAUACACCUGUAGGUGUGGAGGACACACCUGCAGGAGGCACAGAAGGAAUCCCUGGAGCAGGUGUGGAGGACCAGCAGCAGGGUGGGGGGGCGAGGGAGGGGGUGCCACCAUACGCCCGGGUGUUAAAGGGUGCCGGAAGUAGGGAGCUGCGCCCCCUAGCCACUAGCGAGGACGACGAGCCCCCACCACCCAUCCCCCCCAAGAAGAAGGGGCUGAGGACCAUCUCCCCCCAGCUGGAGAGGGACCCCCCUCGCCCCCCGAGACACCUCAAACCCAAGACCCGGAGGUCUGUGCUGAUGGUCAACGGGGACAUCUGCCCCCCUCGCCCCGCCAGGGGCACUAAGGUCUACGCCUCCGUCGAGGUCCUCACCCCUGACCCCCCCAAGCGGCACUCCAAGGUCGUGCGCAUCGAGGACCUCGCCGCCCACAUCAAGGACGACUUCGACACCCAUGACGUGCCCCUCAAGCCCACCAGAAACGCCCACAACGUGCCACGACGACGCAAAAAGCAUAAGCAAUGGAGGGUGCGGGAGGAGGGGGGAGGAGGAGGUGUGAGGGGGGGAGAGGUCUCCCUCACUACCGACUACGACAACUACGAGAACAUUACACUGAGUGAGGGCUGCCCGCGCCCCACGGCCCGCAACCGCACCCGGCCCCUCCCCCCGCCCCCUCCACCCCCCAAGAAGGGCAAGAUCCAAGAGCAUCACCAGCAGCGCCUCCUGGCGGGGGGCGGUGAUGACGCGGGGAGUCAGGGCAGCCAACCGCAGGCAGGUGCAGGAGGGGCGGCGAGUGUUGGCAGGCCUGGGGGAGGGGAGGGCCAGUGUGGGUGCCUCCACCCAGCCAGUCGCCCCUCAACACACGCGGGGACUGGCGUCGGUCACCGUCGUCCCGCCGCCUCGCUCGACACCGACAUCGACGACAACCUCAAGACCAUCGAGUCGUCUUUCGCCGCGCUCGACACCGUCCUAAAGUCUCUGCAGACGUACUCGCGAGCCUCUCCGGGCAGGCUCGGGGGCAGCCUCUCAGGCCAGGAACUAGCCCACCACCCGCCUCCUGCUGCCUCCAUCACUGCACCACCAACGGCGUCACCGCCAGGACCCGCGCCGUCAACCCCGCCGCCGUCACCCACACAAACAGCCUCGCCAACGGUACUAACGGCCUCGCUAACAGUGCCCACGACGCCAACAGAGAGAGCCGUCGAGGCGACAGUGAGAGUGGAGGCCGCUACACCGACGCCAGAGCGGGUACCGGCACUGCAGGACUCAUACGAGGCGGGGAGCACUGUGCACCAGGCAACAGUGACGCCUCAACACCACCACCACUCUCACCACACCAACAGUGAAGCCAACAGUGCCGUGGUGAGGGAAGCCAAAGGUGGUGACGGCACUGUUGAAAACGUCCAGAGUGAUUUAGACGUGGGACCUGGCGAGCCACAGGUGAAAGCCGCCGCCGAUAACGCUCAAAGUGAAUCCGUGGAAGUCAAAACUGACACAGAAACAGCAGUGAAAUUCAAAGAGGGUAGAACAGUUUUUGAAACUUCGGUGAAAAUUGGUGAAUUCAAAGAGAGUGCGGAGGAUGCUAAAAAGUUAGAAAGUGUGGAAAUUAAAGCCCAAUCAAGUGAAAUCCAAAGUGAAUUCAGUGCUGAUCCUCAUAUAAGUGCUGAAAAGGUGGAAGUCAAAAGAGAACCCUUAAAAGCUGUUCCAGAAACGACAUUGAAAUUUGAGAAGGGAAAGACCGUUCUUGAAACGACAGUGAAAAUCGGGGAAGCCAAAGAGGGUGCUGAGGAAGCCAAAUUCACUCCAGAGGCGAGCUUAAAGAUAGAAACUAAGGCUGAGUGCGAUGACCUCAAAGGUGAUCAAUAUCCAGUAGUGACAGAAGAGAAAGUCAAAACCCAUGAACGUGUGGAAGUUAAAACGGGUCAGGAGACAGUAGUAAAGUUUCACGAGGGCAAGACACUGUUUGAAACCACGGUGAAGGUUGAAGAAGUCAAACCUAUUGACAAAGUCAAACCUGUUGACGAGGAAGUCAAAGAUGUUCACGAUGACGCAAGGCUGUCGCCUCAUGAAACAGCUGUUUCUCAAUCAGCCGUGAAAGAGGAAUCCAAGGCAGAUACAAAUCAACAAGCUUCAACAAGUUAUGCUGUAGAAGAAAUCAAGGUAGGUGACCCUGUUGAAGUCAAAAUAGUUCCCGAGACAGCUGUGAAAUUUGAGGAAGGCAAAACCCUGUUUCAAACGUCAGUGACAAUUGGGGAAGUUAAAUCUGAGGACGACGCAGGUAAACGUUUACCAUAUGCUUCAGACAAGGUCGAGGAAUUCAAACAAGACACCAAAAACAUUGACAAUACUUCCCAAACGGCUUUGAAGUCAAAGGAACCUGUGGAAGUCAAAACAGUACUAGAGAAACCCCAAGAAGAAAGAACACUGCACGAGACAACAGUGAAGAGUGAAGAAGUCAAAAUCGCCUUAGAGACUGGUGCGGCGCCCAAGGUUAGACCAGUCGAUCAGGCUUCAGAGGAAGCCAAAGGCGCUUCUCAAGCGCCCGUUAACGCCGAGAAAGUCAAAAGUGAACCAGAGACGACUUUCAAAUUUGAAGAAGGAAGAACACUCUUUGAAACGACAGUGAAAAUUGGGGAAGCCAAAGACAACACAGAGGAUGCCAAAUACAGCACAGAUGAAGUCAAAACUACACCAAAGGUAGGUGACGAGAUAGUCAAGUGUGUUUCUGAGGUAACAAACGUUGAUGAAGCCCUAACCACGGAGGAAGACAAACCUGAUUCCGAAAAUAACGAUAAAACUACCCGCACAUCAAAAAUUUGUGAAGCCAAAAAGGACCCAGAGGAAGUCAAAACUGUCACUCAAACGGAUGUGAAAUUUGAAGGGGGGAAGACAUUACUUGAAACCACAGUCAAGGUUGGAGAAGCAGAGCAAGUCAAAUUUGAACCAGAGGAUGAAGCCAAAUCCUGUGAACCAGAGGAAACAUCAAGGGAGGUAGAUGUAUCAGUGAAAUGUGAGGAAGUCAGACCACAGGAAGAAGUCACUAGCCGUGGGCAACAGACUCCCGACCAGUUUGAGGAAGCCAAAGUUGAUCAUCCGCCAAAGAAACUCAGAGGAAGAACCGUCUAUGAAACUCUAUAUCAAGUUGAAGCUAUCAAGGAGAGGAAGUCAAAGACACAAGAGAAGGUAGAAGACACAAAAAUUGAGUCUGCAGAGGUGACGAAGAGGCAGGAGGAAGCCCCAGCAGUCACAGAAGUAGCAUCGACGCAGGAGGAAGCCUCAGCAGACAUAGAAGUUGCAUCGGCGCAGGAAGAAGCCCCAGCAGACAUAGAAGUUGCAUCGGCGCAGGAGGAAGCCUCAGCAGACAUAGAAGUUGCAUCGGCGCAGGAGGAAGCCUCAGCAGACAUAGAAGUUGCAUCGGCGCAGGAAGAAGCCCCAGCAGACGUAGAAGUAACAUUGACACAGGAGGAAGCCCCAGCAGACGUAGAAGUAACAUUGACACAGGAGGAAGCCCCAGCAGACGUAGAAGUAACAUUGACGCAGGAGGAAGCCCCAGCAGACGUAGAAGUAACAUUGACACAGGAGGAAGCCCCAGCAGACGUAGAAGUAACAUUGACGCAGGAGGAAGCCCCAGCAAACGUAGAAGUCUCAUUGACACAGGAGGAAGCUCCAGCAGACAUAGAAGUUGCAUCGACGCAGGAGGAAGCCUCAGCAGACGUCAAAAUAACAUCGACGCAGGAGGAAGCCUCAGCAGACGUCAAAAUAACAUCGACGCAGGAGGAAGCCCCAGCAGACACACAGAUCCCAUCGACGCAGAAAGAAGUCCCAGCAGACGUAGAAGUGUCAUCGACGCAGGUGGAAGCCUCAGCUGACGAAGGAAUAACGCAAGCGGAAAAGGAAGCCCGAGUCGAAGUGACACAGACGCAGGAGGAAGCCCCAACAGAAGAGACACAGGUGAAAGAGGAAGCCCCAACAGAAGAGACACAGGUGAAAGAGGAAGCCCCAACAGAAGAGACACAGGUGAAAGAGGAAGCCCCAACAGAAGAGCCACAGGUGAAAGAGGAAGCCCCAACAGAAGAGACACAGGUGAAAGAGGAAGCCCCAACAGAAGAGACACAGGUGAAAGAGGAAGCCCCAACAGAAGAGACACAGGUGAAAGAGGAAGCCCCAACAGAAGAGAGACAGGUGAAAGAGGAAGCCCCAACAGAAGAGACACAGGUGAAAGAGGAAGCCCCAACAGAAGAGACACAGGUGAAAGAGGAAACCCCAACAGAAGCAAAACAGGCACAGGAGGAAGCCACAUCAGAGGAGACAGAGAAACAAAAGGAAACAACAGUGGGGACGCAGGAGGAAACAAAAGCAGACACAGAGGUGACGCAGGAGGAAGCCACAACAGACGCAGAGUUGACGCAGGAGGAAGCCACAACACACACAGAGGUGACGCAGGAAGAAGCCACAGCAGACACAGAUGUGACGCAGGAGAAAGCCACAGCAUACGCAGAGGUGACACAGGAGGAAGCCACAGCAGACGCAGAGGUGACGCAAGAGGAAGCUACAUCAGAGACACAUACGCAGGAGGAAGCCUCAGCAGACGCAGAGUUAAUACAACAGGAAGAUCCAGCAGAAGAGACACAGACGAAGGAGGAAUAUACAGCAGAUACACAGGUGGUGCAGGAGGAAUAUACAGCAGACAAACAGGUGGAGCAGGAGGAAGUCAGAGCAGAUACAGAGGUGAGGCAAGAGAAAUCCUCAGCAGUCGCAGAGGUGAAGCAGGAGGAGGAUCCAACAUAUGCAGAGGAAGCCCCAGCAGACCUAGUGACGCAGACGCAGGAAAAAUCCCCAGCAGACGUAGAGGUGACGCACGAGGAAGCCUCAACAGAAGCAAAAGUGCCACAGACGCAAGAAGAAGCCCCACUAGAUGACGCAGCAGGAGGCACGACUGGACUAGAGGCUGGUGUAGCAGACAUCGCAAGUCGUCUGGAAGCCCACCACCCGCCCACCAGUUUAGAGCAGGGAGCAGCCUUGGGGGAGGAGGAAGAGCGGGUGGACGCGGCCUCCGCGAGACGUCUUUACGCACCUCACUCCGGUCUCUCAUUCAACCACCAGGAAUCUGAAUGAGGAGAUUCUGGCGGACUUGGAAGAGCGCAUCGCAGACUGGGAGAAACAUAAGAAGAUAUCGGAUGUAAUUGUACGCAAGGGACCCUUCCUCAAACUGUAUUCGGCCUACAUAAAGGAGUUUGAAUGCCAGUGU